Molecule: messenger RNA, 1783 nt
Organism: Anopheles gambiae (African malaria mosquito)
Lineage: Eukaryota; Metazoa; Arthropoda; Insecta; Diptera; Culicidae
Exons: 3
Coding region: 1081-1596 (171 amino acids)
Source: RefSeq, a predicted model, not a curated record
UUCAGCCUUUCUGUAGGCCGUCGCUGUUCAACUACUUCAUUAUCAUCGGUACACCCGUGUGCGGAAGGCAAAGAGCUGGAUCCCAAUCGCGUUACUGCAGUCUGUUUACUUUGUGAUUAUGCUACUGCCAAUGAGAUAAUCGCAGCGAAACAGUCGCUGAGGUGAAGGAACGGAACGACGUGCGAAACCGUAAUCGUAACGACCCGUGGGCAUGUGAAGCUUUUCACUCUGGAUCCUCCGGGAUUCGGGUGCCGUUUUGGCAGUGUCAUAAAAUUGCCGAUAGAUUCCGUUUUAAAUGCCAUUUUAUGGCAACUCGCAAUAGGAGCGUGUCGCAUGCCGCUUUUGGGAGCGAUCGUUGAGCUAGUUUUCUUAGCCGUUGCUUCUCCAAGAUGCAGCUCAACAGUUAGCCAAACUGGUCGUAAAAGUUUAAUUUCUCCCGGAAGGUGCUGUGAUUUUAACGAGCUGCCGAAAUGUGAUGCAUCAUUGCGCAAUGACAAUAAUUGUCAUUCCCCGUAUGCUUCCAGGGGCUUUGCGCUAGAUGCACUUUCUAAUCAAUAGCGAGCGCUACUUUCUCGUGCGUUUCGCAUGCAUUUGUUCGAGAGAAAGUGUGCGUAACUUCAUUUCGCAAUAUUGUGCUCGAAUUUGAAUCAAAAUUAAAUGGAAGAAAUAAUCUUCCAAAAUCAAAAUCAAAACCAAAAUCAAUAAAUAAAUCAAGAUUCGUAAGAAAGUCAUAGGAUCUAAUUGAAAAAUCCCCCGAUUAUUAUUUAUUGUUUUACUCGCGUCUUUUUGCUUGAUCUGUACGACUCUUGAAUGUACGGCGUAAAAUCAUUCUAAACAUCACAAAAACAUUCACACAAAUACACACACACACACACACACACACAUUAGCAGUGUUUUGUCUGACUCAACACCCUGAGUUCUGCAAACAAACCGUAGCGAGUCUCACAUUGAUAAGCGAAUCCGCGCCUCAAACCACUGAUAAUCUCUAAUCAAAUUGUGCUCACGCGCUUGAUUGACAUAAACAUUGCCGGCGGUAACGGCAUCAUACACACAAAAAAACUGCACUCAGUUCCCUUCAGUAUGCGGCCGCUGCAAGUUCCCGCCUGGUUGCACAUUUCCUACGAGGAGAAGAAGCUGAUUGCGUACCUGGCCGGAAGCGGUACGACUGCCUGCAGCCUGUACCUGCUCACUAUGGCCGGCCGGUCGCUGAGCUUUUCCGACCAAACUAGUCCUUGCUUUUCGGAAAACAGUGCGUACAAUCUGGAGAUAACGCUCGUGGUCAUCCUGUCCGUCAUCUAUCUCGUUAUUGGGGGAGCAUUUUUCUGGGGCAUUUGGCAGGAAAAGGCCAAAUAUCUGCUGCCCUUUCUGUGCUUUCUCGUUGCUGCCACCGGGUUCCUGGGGCAUGCCCAUAUCGAUUGGAUGCUUUUCGAGGCCGGUACGGGCGAGCGACAGUUUGGGAUUUUUGCGUUCAUCUUUGCCACGCUGGUACUUACAUUUGCCAGCACAAUCAUUCUUCUGCUGUAUCGUGAAAUGAACUCGGAGAAGCGUGUGAAAAAGGGCAAUUUUGAAGUGUUCUACAAUGAUGAAAAAUAUUAAUAGUAAUAAGUGCUGUUGAGUGUUUACAAACCGCAAAAGGUUACCCAUUUAGUGGCAGAAAAUAAUUAUCGAAAUUUGAUGUUGUUUAAGUAUUAGUAAAGUUUCUAUAGUGAUAAGGUUUUAAGGUUUUUUCAAAGUGUGUGAAAACGAAAUAAAAUGAAGCUGUGAAUAUUUGUUCAUGAUUGGA